Messenger RNA from Haliotis rubra (blacklip abalone), 4622 nucleotides. Its product is annotated as Bardet-Biedl syndrome 2 protein homolog. Gene Ontology annotation, molecular function: protein binding. The record is from RefSeq and is a predicted model, not a curated record. Gene Ontology annotation, biological process: non-motile cilium assembly. Lineage: Eukaryota; Metazoa; Mollusca; Gastropoda; Lepetellida; Haliotidae. Gene Ontology annotation, cellular component: motile cilium; membrane; BBSome.
GUUAGAAUGUUUUGGUUGGAGAUGAACUAAUGGACGAGCAUUCGAUUCUAAUACACAGUGAUUAAUCGAUAAGAAGAACUUGUCAAGGUUUAUUGUGUAGACAUUCAAGAUGCUGGUUCCUAUUUUCACCCUUGAAUUGAACCACAAAGUGAACCCUCACAUGGUGACAAUAGGGAAGUAUGAUGGCACCCAUCCUUCUCUCACCUGUGCAACCACUGCAGGGAAGGUGCUCAUCCAUAGUCCCCACACACGUGGUCAGCGUGGCAUGGGUCCGAUUGUGGCUAGCUCAGAGAAUGACAUCAGUCUCCUCAACAUCAACCAGCAAGUGUCAUCAGUGUGUGCAGGAAAACUACACACCAGCAAUAUGAACGAUGUACUGGUGGUCGGCACACAGACAAAUCUCAUUGCCUAUGAUGUGGACAAUAACAGUGAUCUCUUUUACAAAGAUACUCCUGAUGGAUCCAACGCUGUGGUCAUUGGCCAGCUGGGCACCAUCAGCACACCGCUAGCUAUAGUGGGUGGAAACUGCUCCAUACAGGGAUUUGACCAGGAUGGCAACGAUUCAUUCUGGACUGUGACUGGUGACAAUGUCUGCUCUCUUGCUAUGGUGGACUUCAACAAUGAUGGACAGAAUGAGUUGAUUGUUGGCUCAGAGGAUUUUGAUAUCCGAGUGUUCCGAGAGGAUGAGAUUAUUGCUGAGAUGACAGAAACAGAGGCCAUAACAUCUCUGUGUCCAAUGACUGACAGUCGGUUUGGUUAUGCUCUGGCUAAUGGGACAGUGGGUGUGUAUGACAGGACAGCCAGGUACUGGAGGAUUAAGUCCAAGAACCAGGCGAUAGCCAUCCACAGCUUUGACCUUGACUCUGAUGGAGUCCCAGAACUCAUCACUGGCUGGAGCAAUGGCAAGGUUGAUGCCCGGAGUGAUAGGACAGGGGAGGUAAUCUUCAAGGACAACUUCAGCUCAGCAGUGGCUGGCAUUGUGCAGGGGGAUUACAAGAUGGACACAAUGGCCAACUCAGAGCAGCUCGUCUGUGUGUCUGCAGAUGGACAAGUGCGGGGGUACAAUCCAGCUCCGGAGGACAUGGGGGGCAACUUGAUGGACACAAAUAUUGAGCAGGACACAAUCCGAGAGCUGAGUCAGAGGAAACAGAAUUUGUUGUUGGAGCUUCGGAAUUAUGACGAGAACAUGAAGACUGCUGCUCAGGGUGUGACUGCCGCCUCUGCCGCUGCAAGUGCCACCUCAAUAGCUAAAGUGGGCAAAGUUGGUGCCAAGAUUGGGGAGUACGAGAGCUCUCAGAUGGGAGUCAUUCCGGCCAACACCCAGCUGCAGACAACACUGGCAGUGUUCACAGGAGAGGAGGGCAAACAUCCUCAUGUUGAGUUGAUCAUCAGCACAACUAAUGAUACAAUCAUCAAAGCAGUGCUCAUAUUUGCUGAGGGAAUCUUUGAAGGAGAAAGCCAUGUUGUUCAUCCAAGCACCAACUGUCUGUCAGGGAAUCUUAAAGUCCCCAUCGUUCCCCCAAAAGACGUCCCAGUAGAUCUACACAUCAAGGCACUUGUCGGCUACAAGAUCAGCUCCCAGUUCCAUGUGUUUGAGUUGAGUCGUCAGCUGCCACGGUUUUCAAUGUAUGCAUUCUGUGAAACAUCAGUCCCAGAACCAAAAAGCUCUGUCACCCUACAAGUGAAUGACAGAAUACCUAGGUUGCUUAUGUGGAUCAACCAGAACUUCCUCCUGCAUGAAGACUUGACAUGUGAUGGCGAUCUCGAAGUUGCCUUCAUGUGUCUACGUGGUGGAGGACCACUCUUCUUAAGGAUGAAUCAGACAGGACAGAUAGUGAUAAAGACAGACAACAUGGACCUCGCUGGUGACAUCAUCCAGGCCCUGGCUGUCUUCCUCAACCUGGAGGACCUCAUGUCCACAGCAGACUUCCCGGUUGAGAUGGACAAUCUGGAGCAGAUCCUCAAGAAGGUCAAUGAGUACCACACAGUGAGACAGAAGCUGACAGCAGAGAUGGCCGAUCACUCUAACCUUAUCAGGAGCAUGGUGGUCAGGGCAGAAGAUGCUCGCAUUAUGGGAGACAUGAAGAGCAUGAAGAAAGGCUAUAUGGAGCUGUUUGAUCUGAACCGGGACUUGAUUAGUGGCUACAAGAUCCGCUGCAGCAACCACCAGGAACUGGUGUCCUGUCUGAAACAGGUCAACCAGAUCAUACAGAAGGCUGGGAGGCUGAGAGUGGGCAAAUACAAGACACAGAUUGUUAAUGCCUGUAGAGCAGCUAUAAAAAACGACAACGUGAAUGGACUGUAUAAGAUCAUUCGGGCAGGAGCAGCAUAACAUCCAUCACAGUGACCUCAGCAACAUCGUCAGUGACAGCAGGAACACAGAGGUGUAUCAGAAUAUACAGUAGGCAGGAAUGUUGAUAUAACUGAGAUUGCACUGUCAAUAUAGCAGUGUCUGUGGAGUGAUCUAUCAACAGCAGUGUCUACAGAGUAAUCUUGUCAACAGCAGUGUCUUCAGAGUGAUAUAUCAACAGCAGUGUCUUCAGAGUGAUCUAUCAACAGCAGUGUCUAGAGUGAUCUAUCAACAGCACUAUCUAUGAUGCUCUGUUAACAGCAGUAUAUACAUUGCUCUGUCAACUGCAGUCUGCAGAAUAUGCCGUCAACAGCAGCUUCAACUGUGAUGACUACUUCAUUGUCACAAUCUGCUGAUGAACGCAAGAAUUAUUUGUUAAUUAUGUUGUGGACUUUAUAAAACGUCAUCAGAUAGUAUUGAGAGUUAAGGGAAAUACUUCCUCUUGAUCAGCCAAGAUUACUAAUGAAGAAUUGCAGAUCAGUGUAAACACUUAUAAAUGUGGCAUAAGGAAACCUCACGUCAGUUUCAAGGUGAACAAAACAUAAUUCACCUAUGAUAGUGUAUAGGUAUUUUUGUUUUGUUUUAAGUACACUAUGUUGAUCCUCAUUAUGCACUGACGUCAUAUCCAGUCAGAUUCAAGAUACCCUGGGUUAUCUCCUCAUCAGUGUUAGGUGUAGACAUACAUUCAUUGUUCACUUACACAACCACUUAAAAUUCUCAUUUGUCAUGCUCUGAAUUGGCAUUAGGCUGUCCUGUACACAAGAACUGUUUUCAGUCAGCUUUGGAUUGCAAGGUUUUGUUUUGGUGAUAAAAAUAGUCAGAAGAUGUUUGUAACAUUUUCCCAGAUUAUUCCACAAUAUUUUCAUCACCAAAACUAUCAGCCAUGUUUUAUCAACAUACCAGUUUAAGUUGAUUGUUCACUGUCAGACACAGUUUUAUACCAACAGGAUAUCGCUGACUUCUUUCUCAAUAUGUUUUCUACUUAUGCUGCCAUGCUGUUACUCAUGAAAUACAACUUUUUAUUUAUUUUUUUACAACAGGCAACAACAUUUGUGUGAAUACACAAUGCCAUAUAGAAAGUGGUUUGGGAUUACAGUAACAUACAUCCCAAAUAUAACAAAUGUUACAUUUGACCACUUCCUAAAUGGCAUUGUGUAUUCAUAUCUUUCAGCCAGGGUAGCCAUGCCAUAUAACAGGUGUCAGAGUGGUACACAAGGUAUGUGAUCUAGACUACCAGUUGCCAGACUUUCAUUUUUGUGGAGGCCAUGGUGGCUGAGUGAGAUGGCUGACUUUGUGUGCUGGCGAUUAGGUACCUGACUCUGAGAGUAUUGUUUCGAAUUCCAGAUGGUACUGAAUAGAACAUUUGCAACACUUGUGUGAUGUGUUCAUUAAUCAGCGGAAAUAAUUCCUAUUUUUGAUGGUUGAAAUAUUCAUUUCACCUACCAUCAAUGGUACAUGUCCAAGUUACGCCUCUUCUGCAUGUAUGUUGAGCAAGUGUUGAUAUACAAGGAUAUACUUAUAUAUAUGUAUAUACAUGGCCACUGUGUUUUUUUAGUCUAUAUUUUGAUAUUGUAUAUACUGCACAGCAAUGAAUCCGUCCUCAUGAAACUUGUGUUUUGAUUAAUAAAUUCAUUAUCUCUACCCAUGAUGUCUCUACAUGGAUCUGGGGCCAAAUGGCCAUGUUGUCGGUGCAUUCCUUUGGCACACCAUUAACCAGUGAUCACAAGUUCGAAUCCAGCUUGCCCAGAAUAUGUUUCUACGUUUGUCAGCACUUAUGUUCGGGGAUUUCAUGACAAUGAUGCCUAAAAGCUGCAUCACCUCAGUGUUUCCUGAUGCAUUAAGCUGAGGUAACAUCAUAUAGCUGACAUACCAUUAGAAGGAGGGUUGAAUCCCACUCACUCACAUGGAUCUGAACCACAAGGGGAUCCUAGUUAAUGGUAUAGAUUCCCUGCCACCUGUGGUUGUGACUACACUGGUCAGGUGGACAGACUGGAUAACUUUGUUGGAAGCAAAUUACAUGGAUUUAUUCUCAUGAUGUCAGUCACAGGAUUGUUGUGUCCUGACUUGUCCACCAACUCUCCUACCACAAACACACAACACCCAAUGGUUGUUUCCACGGCAGCUACACACAUGGCAUAGUUGUUCAUAGUUGCACUUGUGAAAUGUUUGUGGUCGGGUGACAAAACUGUACCAAAUAAAUAGAUUUCUAUGUAUAAACGUGGGAUAAUGUCACUCUGUAUGGGUAAUAAGGUGUGUGUGUUUUAACCCCAAA